Messenger RNA from Ooceraea biroi (clonal raider ant), 2564 nucleotides. RefSeq names its product protein ALP1-like. NCBI's taxonomy places the organism in Eukaryota, Metazoa, Arthropoda, Insecta, Hymenoptera, Formicidae. The record is from RefSeq and is a predicted model, not a curated record.
GUUAACCGAAGGAUUUAUUCCGAGGCAUAGAAUCUUCCGUUAUUAGAAGUGAUUAGAGGCGCCUCUUGUUCGAGAUGGUGGCUUGCAGAAGAUCCGGACGUUGCAGGAAGAUUUGGGGGUUGCUGCUCGCUUCUAAAUGAUUAUUUGACUUCGGGAUAGGGCCGUGAAGCGUCGAUCAGCCCUGUUCAGUUGAGUCGGGAACAAGGGAUUUGGUUCCGGGGUACUCCGUGCAAGGUGAGCUGACGAAGAUCCUAGAAAGUUUGGGUUUUUGGGCAGGUAAAGCCCCCACCUUUUCAGGCAAUGUCCCGUAUCUGUAAGCUGGGCAAGUGAAGGCCCCCCCUUUGCAGGCUAUUGCGUUGUAUGGGCGAAUAAAGCCCCCCGCGCCCUUACUGGCAAGACCAAUAUAUGUAAUUUUGGGCAAUCGAAGCUCCCACCUUUGGAGGCAAGACCAAAGAAUGUUGAAUGGGCAAGCAAAGCCACCACCUUUACAGGCAAGAUAUAAUGCACGAGCUCGUAAAGCUCCCCGCGCCUUUGCAUGCAGGACCAGUGAUGAACACAAAGGUAAAUCGCUGAUUAACCGAAGGAUAAUGUGAGCAUAUGCCAAGAUAAACCAUUAAAUAUAUCAAUCAAUGAAUACCAUAAUUCGAGUUCGGUCAUAAGCCAAUAUAAUGAUUAAAUAGUAAUAAGUGUGAAUAUAUGCCAAAAUAAACCAUUAAAUGCAUAAAUCAAUGAAUAACAUAAGUCGAGAUCGGUUAUAAGCCAAUCUAAUGAUGAAUAGUAAUAAGUGUGAAUAUAUGCCAAAAUAAACCAUUAAAUGCAUAAAUCAAUGGAUAACAUAAGUCGAGAUCGGUCAGAAGUCAAUCUAAUGAUUAAACAGUAAUAAGUGUAAACAUAUGCCAAAAUAAACUCUUAAGGGCCAUCUACAAUGGAGUGUUUUAGUCGUAACAGCGCUAAAACUACGACCAUGUCGUCUACAAUGUAAACGACGUAGCAGUGAUUCAAGCCAGCCAAUGAGAAAAUCAAAGUUAGAAAAUGGUGAUUGAUGGUGAUUUAGUUUUCCUGAAGAAGUUUGUUUUUGUCGGCAGUAGUUAUGGACAACUUGAGAAACAUUGGACUUUCCUUUUUAUUAUUGUGUUUAUCUUGGCAUAAUUUAUUGCUAUUACAAUGGCAAUCUAGAAGGAAGAAAUCGACGCAACGACGCUGGUGGAUUCGACCUGUGAAUAGGUUACGAAAUACUCAAGGGUUUUAUCAUAACAUUGUUCAAGUAUUACUUCAGAAUGACCACGAAGAGUUUUUUGGAUUGUAUAGAAUGUGGCCCGAACAGUUCAAAUUGCUAGUAAAUAUGCUUCAUCCUCAUCUUCGGAAGAACAGUAUCCGGACUCCUCUACCUACAGAGCUGCGCUUAGCUGUCACUUUGUUAUACUUAUCCCAGGGUGACAGCGCUAAAUUAAAACAUGCAGAAUUUAGAAUAGGCAAAUCAACUGUUCAUAAAGUAGUGCAUGAGACUUGUCAGGCGAUUUGAACAGCACUACAACCAAUUGUUUUAAAAUCUCCUAGUAAAGAAGACUGGAAAUCCAUUAGUCAUGAGUUCAUGACAAAGUGGCAAUUUCCAAACUGUCUAGGUGCAAUAGAUGGAGGUCAUAUGAGAGUACAGGCUUUUCCCAAUUCUGGAUCAGCAUUCUACAAUUAUAAACAGUUUUUUAGCAUGAUAUUACUUGCCAUCUGUGAUGCAGCAUACAAAUUUACAUGGGUUGACAUUGGACAAUAUGGUUCUAUAAGUGAUGGCGGAGUAUGGAUAAACACUGAUUUAGCACAUGACCUCACUGCAGGCAAUGUACCCUUGCCAGAUCCAACACCACUUCCAGGGACAAAUAUUCCUUUUCCCUUUUUUUUUAUUGGUAACGAGGCUUUCCCACUAACAUCAUAUAUGCUGCGGCCCUAUCCUCGCAAAGAGCUGACUGAUGACAUGAGGAUCUUUAAUUAUCGCUUGUCACGUGCACGAUGCACGAUAGAGAAUGCUUUUGGUAUUCUGACUGCGCGAUGGCGUAUCUUACAAAAACCUUUAUGCAUGUCAACAACAAAUUGUGAAUAUGUGUUUAGGGCUCUUGUCUGCCUACAUAACUUCAUUAUGAUUGGAGAGGAACAUAAAACUAUUAACAAUCGUCGGUAUUGUACAUCAGAUCUCAUUGAUACUGAGGAGAACGAUGGCAGCAUUAGAGAAGGGUAUUGGAGACAGCACUUUUACCCACAGUUUGCUGAAGUUCGUCGAAUGGGUGCUAACCGUGCAGGUUCUAUACCGAAGGACAUGAGGAAUUACCUUAAAGAAUAUUUUGUCUCUCCAACUGGUGAAAAUCAAGUUCCAUGGCAAUACGAGUACGCAUUCAGGGGAGCGACUAUUACUCAUCCUCCUCAGUGAUAUUACAAUUAGUUUCUUAAUAUAAGUCUAUAUGAUAGGUAUAAAUAUGUUUUAUUUAAGUAUAUAAUAUGUAUUUAUAAUAUUUGAAAGAACAGUAAACCCAAAUAGAAAUUAAUAAAAAGUAUUUAUUGAUACGUUCUCAAAAUGU